This is a messenger RNA of Brugia malayi, 288 nucleotides long. RefSeq lists its product as uncharacterized. The record is from RefSeq and is a predicted model, not a curated record. The coding region runs from base 1 to 288 and encodes 95 amino acids. Lineage: Eukaryota; Metazoa; Nematoda; Chromadorea; Rhabditida; Onchocercidae. The transcript is spliced from 2 exons.
AUGGGUGAUAAAUAUGAACUAAUUGACCAAAAUGAUCCUAACCAGUUGAUACCAGCAGCACCAAAUGCUCCACCAGGAUCACCAUCUGCUGAUACAACACCAUUACCAGAUCCAGAAGCUGAACUAUUAAAGAGUGCUGCUACCGAUCUUUAUACCAAAAAAAUGGAAUCUGGAAAUAAAAAACCAAAAGAGAUGACAAAAAAAUUAAUUAUAGUAUAUGUUGGUGCUAUAAUGUUAAAUAUUAUUGUAUUUUGUAUUGGUAUAGCUAUUGGCUACUAUGCUUUAUAA